Messenger RNA from Gamsiella multidivaricata, 1290 nucleotides. RefSeq names its product 26S protease regulatory subunit 10B. The coding region runs from base 61 to 1257 and encodes 398 amino acids. Gene Ontology annotation, cellular component: cytosolic proteasome complex; proteasome regulatory particle, base subcomplex. NCBI's taxonomy places the organism in Eukaryota, Fungi, Mortierellomycota, Mortierellomycetes, Mortierellales, Mortierellaceae. The transcript is spliced from 6 exons. Gene Ontology annotation, molecular function: ATP hydrolysis activity; proteasome-activating activity; ATP binding. Gene Ontology annotation, biological process: positive regulation of RNA polymerase II transcription preinitiation complex assembly. The record is from RefSeq and is a predicted model, not a curated record.
CUUCCUUCUUUUUUCAGAAACCCUUUUUUUCUCCUCACAAUCACUCCAUAUACUCAGACCAUGGCGACGACAUCUUCAGCACCGCAGGACAGCGAUCCCAGGACUCAUGCUCUGAAUAACUACCGCAAAAAGCUGUUGGAACAUCGCGAAAUGGAGGCCAAAGUCAAAGACUUGCGUAUGGGUCUCAAGGAGCUGGAUCGGGCGUUCAACAAGUCAGAGGAUGAUAUCAAGGCAUUGCAGAGUGUUGGUCAGAUUAUUGGAUCUGUCCUGAAGCAGCUGGACGAAGAUCGCUUCAUCAUCAAAGCUGCAAGUGGACCUCGAUACGUUGUUGGGUGCCGUAGUAAGUUGGACAAGUCCAAGUUGAAGUUGGGAACACGCGUGGCUCUGGACAUGACCACUUUUACAAUCAUGCGCAUGCUCCCAAGAGAGGUUGACCCGAUGGUCUACAGCAUGGGUAUGGAAGAUCCUGGAUCCAUUUCGUUUGCUGGAAUUGGAGGACUGAGCGAGCAGAUCAGAGAACUGCGUGAGGUCAUUGAACUUCCUUUGAUGAACCCGGAGCUGUUUGUGAGAGUUGGAAUCAAGCCACCAAAGGGAGUGCUGCUUUAUGGACCGCCAGGAACGGGCAAGACUUUGUUAGCAAGGGCUGUGGCCAGUACAUUGGAGACCAACUUUUUGAAGGUCGUCUCGUCUGCGAUUGUUGACAAGUAUAUCGGAGAGAGUGCCAGGGUCAUCAGAGAGAUGUUUGCAUACGCAAAGGAACACGAACCGUGCAUUAUCUUUAUGGAUGAGAUCGACGCUAUUGGAGGACGACGUUUCUCAGAGGGAAGCUCUGCAGAUCGAGAGAUUCAGCGCACGUUGAUGGAGUUGCUGAACCAGAUGGAUGGGUUUGACCACUUGGGGCAGACCAAGUUGAUCAUGGCGACAAACCGACCUGAUACAUUGGAUCCAGCGCUGUUGAGACCCGGUCGUUUGGAUCGCAAGAUUGAGAUUCCUUUGCCGAACGAACAGGGAAGGAUGGAGAUUUUGAAAAUCCAUGCACUCGGCAUUACCAAGCAAGGAGAGAUUGAUUACGAGGCAGUGGUGAAGCUGUCGGAUGGGUUCAACGGCGCAGACAUCCGCAACGUCUGCACCGAGGCCGGGAUGUUUGCGAUCCGCGAGGACCGAGACUAUGUGGUGCAGGAGGAUUUCAUGAAAGCAGUGCGGAAGGUGGCAGACGCGAAGAAGUUGGAAGGCAAGCUGGACUAUGAAAAGAUCUAGAUCGCGUCGUAAAUAAAUAACCAAAUAUCCAGA